Molecule: messenger RNA, 2488 nt
Organism: Dichomitus squalens LYAD-421 SS1
Lineage: Eukaryota; Fungi; Basidiomycota; Agaricomycetes; Polyporales; Polyporaceae
Product: kinase-like protein
Exons: 10
Coding region: 67-2178 (703 amino acids)
Biological process (GO): protein phosphorylation
Molecular function (GO): ATP binding; protein kinase activity
Source: RefSeq, a predicted model, not a curated record
AUAGCCUAUGACCCUCGCCGCCCAUGACCGGUGACUUCUGAAUUCCAACGGUUCUGCUUUUCCGAGAUGUUUGACGACUUGGAUACCUCCUCGCCAUCUGGUGCGCUCGUCGCGGUCAACCCAGCGGGCCCAGAAUGGCAGCCCAUCCUCCACGUCUCGAACCAGAUUGUGCUCUACAACCCGACCUCCCAUGCGCUCUCUAUCCAGAGACACUCGCCGCCCCCUUCAGGAACUUUAGCACGAAGACACGUGCGCUGUCCUUACUGUCACCGCUCUAUAACGCCGGACAACAGGAGACAUCCUGCCGACAACAGCGACGACGACCUCGAGGAGAAGAACUUCGAGCGUGCCUCGAACAGGGCUGCCAACUACUUCCAGCUGCUCGAGAUUGCCAAUGAAUCAUCCCGCCCUGCAAGCCCUGCGAGCGGUGGUCCCUCCGCAGCCUCGUCCGCAGGUCGAGGCACAUUUCGCGCGGAGAACAUGGCGGAGGGAUACUUCAAGGCCUUCUUUCAGGAGGUGUGCAGAUUGGGCAUGGGUGCAAACGGCAGCGUGUACUUGUGUCAGCACGUUUUGGACGGGAACUCUCUUGGCUACUUCGCUGUAAAGAAGGUUGCCGUUGGCCAAUCUCAUUCAUAUCUUUUUAAUACCCUGCGUGAGGUUCGUCUUCUGGAGAAGCUCCACCACCCGAACAUUAUUACCUACCAUCAUGCCUGGCUUGAGCCUUCGCAAUUCUCGUCAUUCGGCCCGAGGGUUCCGACGUUGCACAUCCUCAUGCAAUGGGCCGAGGGGGGCAGUCUGGAUGAUUUGAUUGACACGCGCCUUGGACGUCGCGCUCCGAAUCUUCCUCACUUCAAGUCGUCGCAAGGGUCAUCCGGCGGCAUUUCCGUUCCUCACUCUCCGGCCGACACCCCUGAACCUGGUGUUGACCAACCCUACUCCCGUAAUGCACGCAUCCGCGCGUUUCGUGCCGUACAGCGUGCACCGCCUGAGGAACGUGAACGACUCCGCCGGGAGAUGGGCCUUCAUGGCAAUGGGUUCACCCCUCAGAAUGGCAGGAAAGCCCCCGCGGACUGGAAAGCCGUCCAUCUCUUGAGUGCGGAGGAGGUCCACGACCUUUUCGAGGAUGUCGUCACAGGUCUCGCUUUUUUGCACGAGAAGUCGAUCUUGCAUCUCGACCUGAAACCCGGCAACGUGCUUCUCACUUGGGACGAGGGUCGGUUAGUACCUCGGGCUAUGCUGUCUGACUUCGGCACGUCACAGGACAUGCUCAACGCCAGGACGCGAUCAGGUAACACCGGAACCCUCGAGUAUUCGGCACCGGAAUCUUUGCCGGAUCCUUCGACCGGCAGGUUGCUCCAAGUUGACUCCAAGGCCGACAUGUGGUCUCUUGGCAUGAUACUGCACAAGCUCUUGUUCUUUCGGCUGCCCUAUCACCACACGUCCGACAACGACGAUGCGAGCCGACCGAAAGAUGGAAGGGACUAUAUGGACAGGCUCGAGGCCGAGAUCCUUGGAUAUCCUGGCUUCAGGUCGUCUUCGAUACUUGCUAGCGGACUUGAGUCUCGGAGAUUGCCGAAGGCAUACCUGCUGUUGCUGGAGACGCUUCUGAACGUCAGACCUGCGGUCCGGCCAUCGUCCGAACGAGUGCUCGGGGUAAUUAAAGAGGGUGGGCUUAAGCCGGUUGCGGUUCUACGAGGGAAUGGAGUGACAUCAACGCUGGCCCUCGCUCGUGCGCAGCAUGUGCGGACAAGUCCCGAGCGUACGCAUCCCGCACUCGUAGAGAGGACGAGCGAUGCUAGCCUCGAGGAGAUCAAGGAUGAAGACGACAGCGCGAUUCGGGAGAAGAAGGGGACAUUCCUUGGUUAUCCUAUACCCGCAUAUCCUAGGAGUGUGCGAGGAUGGUCGGAAGCAGUCCGACGAGGACGGGAAAGGCUGCCCGCGUAUCUGCCAAGGAGAGUCUGGGUCCGGACGCUGAAGUCGUCCGUUCUCGUUGCCAAGGUGCUCACCCUUUCUCGUAUGUGCCCCGACGGUCAGCCGCGGCCGAUUGUCGCGGGCGCUGCCCUCGCCCUUGCAAUCAUGGACACGUGGUUUGAAGGCCUCCAAGCGACGUUGUUAUUCGGUGCCGGCCAUCUUGCUCUACUUUCGUUGGUCUGCACGAAUGCGCGGUGUUGCGAUUAAAGGACGUGAAGGCUCUCCUACGAUCAGACGACCUGGGUGCCGGAUUGCUAGUAAAAGAGUCAUGUCUGGAUCAUGUCGUGGACGGAUAUAUCGCUAUAGCGGACAUUCUACCUUGCCUUCACUCGCGCGUUUAUCGUCAUCAGUUCAGAUACUACCGAAUCUUUUACUGCAUUCUCCAUCCACUCCUGUUCAGCUCUUACGAGACUAGUCGUUUUGUGCACGCAUCAGUCCAACAAUCUAUCACCUCGCUGUUGAAGUACAAGUCAUAUUAGCACCGGCGACCACCACAUGCCCAUAGCAUUCACUUUUG